CAUUUUCUCACUAUAGGUGGCGUGGUCAACGUCAGCUGACUAACAAUGGCGGAAGUACAGGCAACUGCCCUGUAUGAAUUUGAAGGUGACGUUUCCAACGGAGAACUGAGCUUUAAACCUGGCGAAACCCUCACUAUAGUACAGCAGGAUGUGGGAGAGGGCUGGUGGGAGGCCCGGAACUACAAGGGGCAGCUGGGACUCAUACCUCAAGCUUAUGUGGAGUUGAUUGAGCCCCCCAUGCCUGCAUUUCCCCCACCGCCUGCCCCGAUUGCCUCAGCGCCGGCCCAUGACCACAACGGUUGGAGCAACUCGGGUCACCAGCAGAGCCAGGAGGCCUGGGACGAUGACUGGAGUGAUGAUGACGAGGCCUCUAGCACCAGCACCGGGGACGGGGUGGGCUCCGUCAAUCAGUCCAAUGCCAGCAAUCCACAGGCUUUGCAAGGUGGUGGCAACUUUGGUUUGUCGCAGGCAAACCCCAAACGAUCAUCUGCUGCCAGCACCUCCCCCCCUGGCACUGACAUGUCCAAGUACGGGACUGUCAAGAAAAGUUUCAACAGAUUUUCCCAGUUUGCUAAGGCUGGUGGUGAGGCCUACAUGAUGGGACACUUCACCUCCACCAAUGUCUCCUCCGCGGAUAAAAUAAAUGUGAUUGAGACGGCAGAUGGACUAGAGUGGCAACCGAACAAUCAGCCUUACACAUGUGCGGUGCGCUCACCCAAGAAGGAAAGCAAAUUAAAAGGCCUGAAGAGUUUUAUAGCCUAUCAGAUUACACCUUCGUUCAGUAACAUCGUUGUGAGUCGGCGGUACAAACAUUUUGACUGGUUACACGUUCAACUGGAAAACAAAUUCACUUGUAUUCCUAUACCACCUUUACCAGACAAAACUAUUUCAGCGGCUAUUGGUGCUCUUAACCCAUCUUCUUCAGCCAGAGCAGGUCGUUACGAAGAUGAGUUUAUAGAUCAGCGUAUGAAGCUGCUUCAGCUGUGGGUGGACCGUAUAUGUCGACAUCCAGUGCUCUCACUCUCAGAAGUCUUCCAGCAUUUCCUGACCUGUACAGACGAGAAGAAAUGGAAGGUGGGAAAGCGGAAGGCAGAGAAGGAUGAAUACACAGGAGGGAAAUUCUUUUUAACGUUAGAUGCGCCACCAACAACAAAACAGUUGGCAGAUGUAGACGCAAAAAUGGAGACGUUUUGCAAAUUUCAAAAGAACAUGGAGGACAACAUGAAAACUUUAUCAGCUGUCGCCUAUGACAAUAGGAAAAAACAUUUAGGCCCGUUCAAACGAGAGUACCAGAAGCUUGGGGCGUCGUUCAAGACGUUAGCACUUACCUUCAGCCUGGACUCCGGAACAUAUUCACAGCAAUUGACUGGUGCAAUCGAUUUUACUGGGGACACUUACAAUGAAAUUGGAAAUCUGUUUGAAAAACAGCCAAGGAAUGACCUAGAACCUCUGAUGGACACUCUAAAUGAGUACAAGGGAAUGCUGGGACAGUUUCCUGAUGUCCUUAAAGUUCACGAGGGUGCCAUAGGCAAGGCAAAGGAAUGUGUCAAACUGCAGGGGGAGAACAGGAUGCAGGAAAACGCAGUAACAAGCGUUGUGCAACGUGCAGAUGUUAUAUCCUGCGGGACUCUCGCGGAGAUAAAUCACUUUCACAAACAACGCUGCGUUGACUUCAAGGAUGUUAUGAAGACCUUUCUGUCAGCACAGAUAAAGUUUUACGCUGAGAUUUCACAGAAGUUGCAAGGGGCCUUAGACAAGGUAGAAACGUCCUGAACAAAAACAUUUCUUUUCUACACAGUUUUUAGAACAUUUUACAUGUUAUAUAAUGGGCAUGUAACUACCGCAAACAAUACAUCAUGCAGCAAAUGGAAGAAAAUAUAAACAAUGAAUGCAUUUGUGUUCACUUUUUUUAAAUAAUAAAAUAGUUUAGUACAUUAUGCAUCUUAAGAAUCCUGAUGUGGACAAUUAUAAUUUGUGACUGACAACUGUAUUGAGUUUGAACUUAUUAUAUUUCUUAAAUGAUUCAGUGAAAUCCAUUUCACUUGAAAUCUUCACAAUAAGCUUGCAAUGACAUUUAAAUGUUGUUCGCUGUUUGUGUGUGUGUAUCAUGAUGCAUGCAUCGUAAGUCUGUCAAGGGAGUCCUGUAUCUCAAAGGGCUUGGUAUGCAGCAUGCAAACAUGAUGCAUAAUUGUAAUGAUAUCCAAGUCCUAUGUAAAAUAUGCAGUGGAUUCAGGGAUUAUAUGGACCUGUUGUAUGAAAAUACUUAUAGGUCGCCGUGGUGUAAUGGAUAUGGUGUCCGCCUAGCGACCGGGAGGUCACGGGUUCGAUCCCCACCGUGGGAGCGUUCUUUAGAUCUCCCCCAAAGACACCAAGUACUGGUUCUAGGCCCAGGAAACGGACUCGAGAGCGUUUAUAUAAGCCUUAGGCUUUCGAUGCAAUCAAGCUAAAAUAAAUAGGUUUAAACUAAAGUACUUAAAAAAAAUGUGUGCCUCAUUCUGGGAAAACGGGGUUUAAUGCAUGUGUGUAAAGUGCUCUCUAUGAUUAGCCUGCACAGUCCGCAAAACCAAAUCCUGGACAACACUCCACUAUUGUGGUGUAUUUUAUUCAAAGGAAGUCUCUUUUAAACACAAAUCCAGUUUUGGGAAUAGUGUUUUCCCUGGUUAGCCUAUGCAGACUUCCAUACUUUUUUUUGCAUUUUGAGAGGCCAAUUACGUCAUUCGGUGCGCUAUGACUGUUUAGAAAAGUUUACUCCGUGACCUUCUAAUUGUCUGUAAGUCCGAAUCUUGACCCUGCAAUCAGUAAUUAAAACUAGAGUGUUAACAAGAUUUUACUAUAGCCAUAUAAGGAAAAAUGCCCCGCCCCUUGGAAGCCAUUUUUUUCAAGCAAACAUAAUUAUUUUCGAACUCAUCCAAGAUAUCAUUGAGACCAAUCUUCUGACCAUAUAUCAUGAAGACUGGACAAUAAAUGUGGCCUCUAGAGAGUUAACAAGUCAAAUGUUGACGCCACACAACGCACGACGGACAAAAGGCGAUCACAAAAGCUCACCAUGAGCACGUGAGCUAAAAAAACAACAACAUAUAUUUUGAUGAAACUUGUAGAUAGAUUUUUUUUAUAUAUUUUCUUACUUUCUUAAAAAUCAGUACAGUCUAAUAUAGUCAUUAUCUAAACAAAAUACAUAAGCUAGGAGGAUAAAACUAGGUAUGAGGAUGGUUGGCCUCCUUGGGAAUAUGCUAAAUUUUUCAGAUUUUCAGUGCAACUGUGUUUUGCUUGGGUUAUAGAAAUAAUUGAAAGUAUAACAUGGAUACUGCAACAACCCCAUUUAUUUUCCUAGUUAUUUCAGUUGUUUUGCCUGUCCAUCCUGUUUUCAUCAAAAUGCUGUUAUAACUCAAAACGUAAUUAAGCUAGGUCACUCAAACUUUGAAUGUGGAUGGCAGAACAUUCAGUAAAUAUGCACACUAUUCCUUGGUUGAUGGCAUUGGAUAUGCAGAGAGGGCUCACGGCUGUAUGGUGAAUAUGCAAUUGUUUUGUCAGACUAAAAUUGUUAUUGCUAUGGUUACAGCAAUAAUAAUAGAUUAAUCUGCAUAAUGCAAUUGUUAAAUAGUACUUAAGCUAGUUAGACAAAACAGGAUUUGCUGUUCUUUUUCUGACAAUAUUAACCCAGUAAGGGACUGCUGUUUUCUGUGACAAAGCCCUUGUUAAAUUGACUACUGGCAUACACCACUGAUGGUUCCAUGCCAUCGACAUCAGUUUGACUUAAUAAAGUGCAUGUUUUCUACCCAAAUAGUAUUGGUAAUUGUAGCACCAAUAUCUAGGGUCUUGAUAGUGGUGUAAAGGCCUUGCGCUGGACCAAAAUUUCUUUAAGCCAACUGGUUUCUUUCAUUGGCGCGCAAAAACUGUUCGUCCAAUAAUUAUUUCAAUGAUUGAUUUAAUUUUUUUUUAAAUUUCAUUUAACAACAUUAAGCACAUAUUAUAUAUCAUAAUAUAAGAUGUAGUUUCUGGCUGUUGAAAUGCUUUCACACAAAACUAUUAAAUUUACCAAUAGUUUUCCUGAUGAACUGGUAUUUUGUCAUACUGCACAAGAUAGUGAUAUGAAGGUCAGUUCAAAUAUAACCUCUAUGACUGUCUAUGUUACAUAUUUAUUUGUAGAUAAGCACACAUUUAUUAUCAUUAUAUUAUAUAAGAUAAUCAAUUCUAUACCAUCGAUACUGAAUCCACCAUAAUUUGUUUCUUUUGUCAGUUACAUGGUGUAAAUAAUUCAUACAUGUUUUCUUCAUAAUUGUUAAUCAUUGUAGUGUCAAAAAAGGGUAUUUGGUCACAAUGUGUGUUUGUUUCAUUUCUUGGCAUUUUCUAUUUUGACAAUAUGCUUGUGUAUGUUGAAAAAAGAAAAAAUACAAAUGCCCUUUUACAUUACAAACCAUGUUAAAAGUUAUUUACCAAAAGCAUUAAACACUGUUAUUAAAUCUACUACUUUAUAUUAAAUAAAGAAAAAUUAAGAUGUUUUAUUUGUAACAUAUUUUAUGAAAUUAUAUUAAAGUUAAGUGCAAAUGACACUUAAAUACAAAAACAACCUGCAAAAUAGCAUGACUGUGUAAAAAACUAUUUGGUAAAAACACAUGACAAUACAUUCUUUAACUCAAUUUAUAUGUCUGAAUCAGACAUUAUGUUCAUUUAUUAUCAGAAAAUUGUUUUCACUGAACCAAGCUUUUGUGAACACACAUGGGUGAUGUUGAUGACUAGCAAAAAUCAGUCAUAAUGUCUAAAACACAAACUCAUUUAUUGUCUUUAGUCCCUUGACAACCAAGAGUCUAUCAGCAGGCUGAUAUGCCUGUUCGACUUUCAUUUUCUGAUGUUGCAAAUUUUUCACGACUCGUACACAAAUUGGCAGUGAAAAAAGUCUUGAAAGUUUUCAUCAUAUAUGAGAUAGUUAACCAGGUUUUCCGAAGGAAAAAACUGGUUAUUAGAUUGGCGAAUGCGGGCGGGCUGGCUGGCUGGCGGGCGGGCGGAACAAGCUUGUCCGGGCCAUAACUAUGUCGUUCAUUGUCAGAUUUUCAAAUCAUUUGGCACAUUUGUUCACCAUCAUUGGACUGUGUGUCGCACGAAAUAAUUACGUCGAUAUCUCCAAGGUCAAGGUCACACUUUGAGUUCAAAGGUCAAAAAUGGCCAUAAAUGAGCUUGUCCUGGCCAUAACUAUGUCAUUCAUUGUGAGAUUUUAAAAUCAUUUGGCACAUUUGUUCACCAUCAUGGGACGGUGUGUCGCAGGAAAGAAUCACGUCAAUAUCUCCAAUGUCAAGGUCGCCACGACUAAAAAUAGAUUUUUUUAAAAAACAAACUUACAAAGGGGGUUAAUUUUGUUUGUUCAUUUCAAAAGUUCAGUUUGAGUUUUCUCCCUUUAUCAGAUUUUUUUUUCACAAUGAAAACCUGGUUUUGUGACAAUUUUGUCCCUUGUGUGUUAAAUUACUGUAUUGUAGAAUUGUAUUAUGUUCAUCAUGACAGAUAUUUAAUUGUUUCUUAUUUGUGAUAUGUAUGUAUCCAUAGGUUAGCCAGUAUUUGUACAUGUGAUAUGACAGGAUUUAAAAGCACUGUUUUGGUUUAGCAUUCAAAUAUACUUAGCUUAUGUUGUUAUUAUGUACAUGUUAACUAUUCUGAUCUGUAUGCCUAAACUGUUAAGUCUCAACUCUAAGAAAGUUUGUUAUAGACUUUGUUCUUGUUGUCAUUAUCCAAUUAGUAUUAUCAAAUUAUAUGUCUUGUUGCACUCUUAUAUCUAUAAACAUAACUACCAUUAGUAUGUGGGUGCAAUAAUAACAAUUAUUUGUUUUAAAAAAAUGUGUAAAAAAAGGAACUGUGUUAUUAAGUCCCCGAAAGUAAACACAUGAUUAUGCAAGGGAAGUAAAUUUAGGGAAAGGCCUUAACUAAUUAGCAUAGGAAAAUGUUAUAUUGUCUAUAAAAAUAAUUAUCCGUAAAACAACAUGUUUGAACUGUUAAAAAUCAACCACAUUUGAGAGUUGAGCGUGACUUUAAGGUAACUGAUAAAGAAUUGGUCAGCAGAUUUAAUAGUUAAACCCUUGAUUUCUUGGUGAGUGGUCUAGAUAAAAUCCAGAUAAUAAUCUUGAGAGCACACAGCACCAACAGAUGGGCCAUGAUCUGUGAAAAGUGGGUUUAAUGCAUGUGUGUAAAGUGUUGUCCCAGAUUAGCCUGUGCAGUGCUCACAGGCUAAUAUGGGACAACACUAGCACAUGCAUUAAACCCUUUCAGUGCGGGAACCGAAUUUUAAAGGCCUUUGCAAACAGUUUGGAUCCAGAUGAGACGCCACAGAACGUGGCGUCUCAUCUGGAUCCAAACUGUUUGCUAUUCUGAUAGUAUUCUUUGAAAAAAAAUCGAAGAAAAUGCUAAAUUUAGAAAUUCAACAGACGACAUUUUGGCAGACGACAAAUUUCCUAGCAUGCAAAGGGUUAAACCCCUUUUUCAAAGAGCACAGCUCAUAUAUUAUACUCAGGCGUAGACAAUAUUUUGUUUUUAAACUGGCCCAAAAAAAGCGAAAAAACAAUCUGGGCCCUAAGAGUUUCUAUGGAUAUUUUACGUCCAAUAUAAACUAUGUUUUUUUAACUGUACUAAAGAAACGUGCAAUUUUUUAGUACAUUCAAACUUUCUAGUAACUCGCCGUUUCAAAAAGUUAGUAUUAUAUGCCAGUCUUCAUCAAAUAUUUAAGCAGACUUGUGUUUUCAACAUGUUUUUCACUUCCUUCUGAUCUUUUGGGGCAAUGUCACUCUUUGACUAAAUGGCAUUGUUAUCCUUUCUUGGUAUCCUGUAUCCAAUGUUUCACAACAGUUCAUUCAUUUUAAUUGAUUAGUUAAGUUCCUUCUAUAUGUUUCAUGUAUUGCAGAACACAUGCUGGUCUUUAAUUGUGUGUGUAUGUACUCUCAAUGCUUGUCUCCUUAUUCUCUAGUCUGUUUUGUGCCAUUUCUUCAUUUCUGUUUUAUGGGAUCAAAAUACACCAGGAUCAGGGCUUUCAUAAUGUUUGGAAAACCUGAAUUACUUACUCCCUUCCAAAGUUUUUUUUAAGUUUCGGCUCAGGCUAUAUCUGGGAGGGAAGAUAUGGUAUAAAUUAGUUGGUUUUAAUUUGCUUGAGCACAUGUUUACAUUUAUUAACAGUUCUUCCUGUGUAAUAUAUAUCUGGGAGUUAUAUUGUUUCUACAGUGAACAUGUUUGUAAUUUUCUAUAAUUUGUAGAUUUUUAGGAAUGUUUCCUUUUGGGGAUGCUAGCUCAAAGAGAAACAUUACUAUUACACAUACAAUUAUUUGAAAUAUUUAUGGAAAUGUAUCUGCUUUCAUCACACCUGUUCUAUCUAAAAAUUGUCUUAUCCAUUUUAACAAUGCUGAUGUUUUUCUUGUUUUAAAAGUCUCGGACACAUGCUUUCAAUUAUCUGUUUUUAGCUCACCUGAGCGAUAGCUUGGGGUGAGCCAUUGUGAUCACUCAGCGUCCGGCAUCCGUCUGUCUGUAAACAAUUUGUAAACAUCUUCUUCUACUAAACCAUUGAGCCAAUUUCAACUAAAUUUCAUAUGGAGCAUCCCUAGGUCAUGGGACAAAAGAAUUGUUAAAAAAAAUUUGAUCACAUAACCAAGAUGGCCGCCAUGACCAUAUAUGGUAAAAACCUUAAAAAAUCUUCUUGUCAGAAACCGCUCAUCAGAUUUUCAAAAAAUUUCACAGGGAUGACCUUUGAAGGCUCCCCUGAAAAAGUUGUUCAAAGAAAUUUGAUUCGUCAAAAAACAUGGCCGCAGGAGCUCGUUGAACUUUGCAUGUUUAUUCGUUUUUGCCUAUUUUGUGAAAACUUUAAAAAAUCUUCCACAUUUUUUGUCCGAUCCUUUCCAAAUUUGCACAGUGUCUUUAUAUCAAUGAGGACACGAACCCUACAAAAAAUGAGCAUUAUUGGUCCAUGAAGUACAGAAUUACCUCCCCUUGAAUUGAGAAAAUGGUGUUUAUGCAAUAAAGUCCAAAUUUUUCAUCCAAUUCUUUCCAAACUUUUAAGGAUUUAGCAUGGUUCAAACAAGGGAAACAACUACGGUUUAUGCAUGUUCUUUUUAUUACAGAUUUGCCUCCCUUUAAUUCAUUCAAAAUCUCAUUUUACAGCAGAGAUUCCAAAUCUGACCUGUAAAUGAGCCCCAUAUUUACUGCCAGUGCUAGGUUACCUUUUCCCAUUUGAUCAUUCUUAAGUAUUGGUCUUGUAAUGCUGCUACUGCUUCUGCUACUGCUACUGCUACUGCUACUACUACUACUACUACUACUACUACUACUACUACUACUACUACUACUUCUACUACUACUACUACUACUACUUCUACUACUACUACUACUACUACUACUACUACUACUACUACUACUACUACUACUACUACUUCUACUACUACUACUAGUACUACUACUACUAGUACUACUACUACUAGUACUACUACUACUACUACUACUACUACUACUACUACUACUUCUACUACUACUACUACUACAACUUCUACUACUACUACUACUACUACUACUACUACUACUACAACUACUAUUACUACUACUACUACUACUACUACUACUACACCACCACCACCACCACCAUUCACAGUGACAAAAAACGUAUUCACACAAUGGCUGCUACUACAACUUAUAGCCCAUAUAGGGGGGCAUGCAUGUUUUACAAACAGCCCUUGUUUCUAUGGGAUUUUAACCACAACUGUUCAUGUUUAUCUCCGACACAUAUUUUUAGGUCACCUGUCAUGAAGUGACACGGUGAGCUUAUGUGAUCGUGUGAUGUCCGUUGUGCGUGCCUGCGUGUGUCCGUGCGUCCGUCCGUCAACAAUUUGUUUGUGUAGACAGUAGAGGUCACAGUUUGCAUCCAAUCUUGAUGAAAUUUGGUCAAAAUGUUUAUUUUGAUGAAAUCCGGUUUGGGAUUUUAUUUGGGUCAUCUGGGGUCAAAAACUAGGUCACUAGGUAAAAUAAUAGAAAAACCUUGUGUAGACAUUAGAGAUCACAGUUUUCAUCCAUUCUUUAUGAAAUUUGGUCAGAAUGAAAUCUGGGUGGGAUUGUAUUUGGGUCAUCUGGGGUAAAAAUCUAGGUCAAAUAAAUAGAAAAACCUUGUGUUGACAAUAGAGGUCACAGUUUUCAUCCAAUAUUUAUGAACUGUGGUCAGAAUGUUUAUCUUGAUGAAAUCUGGAUUGGGAUUGUAUUUGGGUCAUCUAGAGUCAGGAACUAGGUCACUAGGUCAAAUCAUAGAAAAACAUUGUGUAGACAAUAGAGGUCAUAGUUUUCAUCUGAUCUUAAUGAGUCAGGUGAGCGAUUCAGGGCCAUCAUGGCCCUCUUGUUGUAUGGUUCAUGUUUAAGUGAUCCAUAGUCAAGACUCGGAACUAUGUUGUAUAUGUUCAUAGUUAUACACGCUAUUUAAAAUACAGAGUUUAUGAACACAUGCAAAUAAUGCCUGUAGUUGCCAGCAUAACAUAUGGGCCAGACAAUUGACUAGCCGGAAAUUCAACAGACAGCAGGAAAAUAGAAUCAUACCUGAAGUCUUAGCUGGGGCAAGGUGGAUAUGGGUGUCCACCUUGUGACCGGGUGGUUGCUUGUUUGAUCAUCAUUCUUAAAAACAUCUCAAUAUUUCCUCCAUAGGUACUAGCUCUACUAAAAAAAUACUAAAUAGUGUCUGAAUAAGUCUAUAAGGCUGUCUAACCGGUGUACCUGAAUUAUUAACUCUUUCAGUGCUGGAACCAAAUUUCGAAGGCCUUUGCAAACAUUUUGGAUCCAGAUGAGACGCCACAGAAUGUGGUGUCUCAUCAAUAUCCAAACUGUUUUCUAUUCUGAUAGUAUUCUUUGUAAAAAAUCGAAGAAAAUGCUUAUUUUAGAAAAUCAGCAGACGACAAAUUUCCCAGCAUGCAAAGGGUUAAAGAGGUUUGAACUUAGACUUAAUUUUUUAUAUAUAUAUAUAUAUAUAAAUAUACAGAGUUUAUUAAGCAUACAAUUUUUUAAUAAUCAUUUUUAGUAUUGGUCAUAGUAGUUUCGGUAUUAAAAAAACUAUUUUUGUUGUAUCCAUCAUGUUUGUCAAAAAAAAUAUUUAACACUUUACCACUUAGAUAUGUAUUUUGACGCAUCUGUAGUCCCUAAGAAAAUUAAAUUUAAUUAACACUUCUUAUUUUAUUCAAGUUUUAAAGGCUUCAUUUCCUAUGGUUAGAUACUGAUGAGCAGCAAACAGUAUAACACCUGAACAGACUGCGAGUUACUUGCAGGCUGUUCUGGUUUUAUGCUGUUUGCUCAUAGCCAUUUUUACUUUGCUUCUGAGUGGGAAAGGGUUAAGGUCACAAUCUGGAAUUGGCUUUUUUUUAUGUCUAUCAUUCUUAAUCAUGUUAUCUGACCAUGUAUUUAUUUUUGAAUAAUAUUGACUUAAACACAAUAUGUUAAGGUAUUAUAGUUGUCAUAAACUUUACAUUGGAAAUUAUUUCCAACUAAUUAGUAUAGGAAUAUAUGCUUAAGUUGCAUACAUGAAAUGUUGAGCCAUUAUGACAGUAUGUCAUUAUAUGUGUAUAUUUUAAACAUCUAUGUUAUGGAUAUUGUUGAUUUAUUACUUCAUGUUUUUCAUCAGAUAUAUAUUUUUCUUUAUCUUACAUCAUUAAACGUACUGCAUGCUUAUCAAAUAAAAAACAAAAUAUAAA
Messenger RNA from Dreissena polymorpha, 10676 nucleotides. RefSeq names its product sorting nexin lst-4-like. The transcript is spliced from 17 exons. The coding region runs from base 46 to 1773 and encodes 575 amino acids. Gene Ontology annotation, cellular component: plasma membrane; cytoplasmic vesicle. Gene Ontology annotation, molecular function: protein binding; phosphatidylinositol binding. The record is from RefSeq and is a predicted model, not a curated record. Lineage: Eukaryota; Metazoa; Mollusca; Bivalvia; Myida; Dreissenidae. Gene Ontology annotation, biological process: protein transport; plasma membrane tubulation; mitotic cell cycle.